Messenger RNA from Bipolaris oryzae ATCC 44560, 657 nucleotides. RefSeq lists its product as uncharacterized. The coding region runs from base 1 to 657 and encodes 218 amino acids. The record is from RefSeq and is a predicted model, not a curated record. NCBI's taxonomy places the organism in Eukaryota, Fungi, Ascomycota, Dothideomycetes, Pleosporales, Pleosporaceae. The transcript has 2 exons.
AUGGCAUUCCGCACGUUCGCUCUUCUGCUUACUACAAGUUCCCUUAUCGCUGGAGGAUAUGGCUCGAGCCUUCAUCCUUCCCUCUUUGAAAAACGUCAAACAUGCCCAACAUGCCCCCUUGGUGGCAAUCCCAUCGCCAAACUUGUGAAAUUUUUUAUCGCGGGAGGAGAUCAGCAAAGCAGGGAAGAUUGCAGAAUGGAAUCUGUAUUUGGUCUUCCUUCUGACCUUGGAGGAGAGGGAUCCGGGCAAUUCGAGGCCGCAGUCCGUGUCAAUUUCGACGAAGACCAGCUUGCUUGCUCUGUGGAGGGCGUUUCCCUCCCGAUUGGCAAUGAAGUUGAAGAUACUGUGUGUGUUUCUGGAGGAUGCUCCGUCUCGGAAGUCACAGACCAGAGCGCCCUUGUCACUUGGGGGGCCUGUAUCGUCCGGCCUAAUACCCCCGUUUCCGAGAAUCAGCCACUUACAGAUGCUGAGUGUAUCCCUGCUCAGGGUGCUAUACGGUUUGCGAGGUUCCACGAUACUGGAGAUUGCAGCGGCACUGAAACCGUCACGGAGCUAACUGUUGGUGGACGCAGCACUACUGAGUUUUCGCCCAACGAUGGUGGCGGCAUUUUCUUUGGUGGCAUCGUUACCAGAUGUAGCACUGUCGCCGCUGCUUGA